AUGGGCUUUGGAAUUGGUCUUCUGUUCAUGGAACCUCUAUCAGAAGUUGUCGGUCGUCGACCCAUAUACUGCGUCAGCAUGUUUCUCCACUUCAUCUUCACCUUGCCAAGUGCCCUGGCAAAGAAUGCGGCCACUCUGGUCGUCGCGCGCAUGAUCGCCGGUUUGGCUGCUUCUGCACCUAUGUGCAAUGUCGGUGGAAGUAUAGCAGAUGUCUGGGCCAUCGAAGAACGAGGAGUCCCCAUGGCCGUUUUUUCUGGCACUCUAUUAUUGGGUCUUGUUCAUCUUCCUCGGCGUCUCAUUCGCCUUAACGCUCUUUAUUCCUGA
This is a messenger RNA of Psilocybe cubensis, 324 nucleotides long. RefSeq lists its product as uncharacterized. The record is from RefSeq and is a predicted model, not a curated record. The transcript is spliced from 4 exons. NCBI's taxonomy places the organism in Eukaryota, Fungi, Basidiomycota, Agaricomycetes, Agaricales, Agrocybaceae. Gene Ontology annotation, molecular function: transmembrane transporter activity. The coding region runs from base 1 to 324 and encodes 107 amino acids. Gene Ontology annotation, biological process: transmembrane transport.